Phalaenopsis equestris is the source of this 414-nucleotide messenger RNA. Its product is annotated as very-long-chain enoyl-CoA reductase-like. The record is from RefSeq and is a predicted model, not a curated record. Gene Ontology annotation, molecular function: oxidoreductase activity, acting on the CH-CH group of donors. The transcript is spliced from 2 exons. Gene Ontology annotation, biological process: very long-chain fatty acid biosynthetic process. Lineage: Eukaryota; Viridiplantae; Streptophyta; Magnoliopsida; Asparagales; Orchidaceae. The coding region runs from base 1 to 354 and encodes 117 amino acids.
AUGCAAUGGAAGAUUGGCUUUACUUUUGGCUUAAUUUGCCAAUUCGCAAACUUAUACUGCCACCUUAUUCUGAAAACUCUGAGAAGUCCUGAUGGCGCCGGAGGCUAUCAAAUGCCCAAGGGAUUCUUGUUCAACUUUGUGACUUGCGCGAACUACGCAACUGAGAUCUAUCAGUGGCUUGGUUUCAAUAUUGCAACGCAAACUUUCGCUGGUUAUCUGUUUGUUGCAGUUGGUACUUAUUUCAUGUAUCACUGGGCUGUCGGAAAGCACCAGAGAUUGGUUAAGUUGUUUGAUGGAAAAGAUGGAAGGCCAAAGUUUACAAGACGAUGGGUGCUGCUUCCUCCAUUUUACUGAAGUGAUCUAAAAGUUCUUAAUGUUGGCUACUGUGUUUGCUUUGCCAGUUUCAUGUGGGAA